Molecule: messenger RNA, 1735 nt
Organism: Esox lucius (northern pike)
Lineage: Eukaryota; Metazoa; Chordata; Actinopteri; Esociformes; Esocidae
Gene: prkab1b
Product: protein kinase, AMP-activated, beta 1 non-catalytic subunit, b
Exons: 8
Coding region: 178-990 (270 amino acids)
Biological process (GO): signal transduction
Cellular component (GO): nucleus; nucleotide-activated protein kinase complex; cytoplasm
Molecular function (GO): protein kinase binding
Source: RefSeq, a predicted model, not a curated record
CUCUGCGAGAAAACAGGAAGAGGUGUGUGCUCGUGCAGUAUACUAGGUUGUCUUUGAGUUAGGUUAAAAUACACCCUAACCUUUCAGGAGAAAUGGCGAUAGAAAACACAAUAGUGUAGAUUCCACAUGGUGGAUUCCAGAAAUCUGACGACGUGCGGUGGUUGUUGCUGAGUCAAUAUGGGCAACAGCAGCAGUGAGAGGGCCAGCGCGGGUCAGGGUGAGAGACCCUAUCAGCGAGAUGGACAAGGUACCAAGGAUGGCACACGUCCCAAGAUCAUCAUGGACAGCACAGAGGAUGCUGACCUUUUUAAUACCCAAGAUGAUAUAAAGGCUCCUCGGGAGAUCCAGGAAUUUUUAGCCUGGCAGCAAGACCUGGAGAGUGACAGGAAAUGUCCCGGUCAGGCCAGCCCCACUGUCUUUCGUUGGACCGGCGCCGGCAAAGACGUUUUUGUGUCUGGGUCAUUCAACAACUGGGCCACCAAGAUUCCACUGAACAAAAGCCAGAACAACUUCACAGCAAUUGUGGACUUACCUGAGGGAGAGCAUCAGUAUAAGUUCUGUGUGGAUGGACACUGGACCCUCGACCCGACAGGGGCUGUGCUGACGACUAAAACUGGCACUGUCAAUAACGUAAUCCAGGUGAAGAGGACAGACUUUGAGGUGUUUGAUGCUCUGAUGGUUGAUUCUCAGGAAUGUGCUGACAUGUCAGACUUCUCCAGCUCUCCACCAGGACCGUACAGGCAAGAUCCGUACAUCACCAAGACUGACACCAAGCUCAAGAACCCCCCUAUCCUGCCACCACACCUGCUUCAAGUUCUGCUGAACAAAGACACUGGCGUGUCUUGUGACCCGGCCCUGCUUCCAGAACCGAAUCAUGUGAUGCUAAACCACCUUUAUGCCCUCUCAAUCAAGGAUGGGGUUAUGGUUCUUAGUGCAACUCACCGCUACAAAAAGAAGUAUGUGACUACACUACUGUACAAGCCAAUAUAAACCAUCUUCCUCCUGCAGUACCUACAACAAAUCUAUUCCAUUAUGUUAUAAUUUUGUUUUUAUAUCAAUUAUUAAACCUUUCUCUGAUAUCUCAGAAGUAUUUUAAGAAUAUGAUCUAUUUUACAUUUCAAGGUGCAUUCUGGGAUAUUGAGUCGCUGGUUGUAAAAAUGUCAAAACUUGCUCUCAAACUAAUUGUUUUUCUAACUGUUAGUGAUUUUAUAAUGAUGUAUUAUUUACAUGUAUGUGAACACUAUAUUACACAUCCAGGCCAAAAUAUGUGGUUUAAAAAAAAUUGGUUACUUGGAAAAAGUCCUAGAAUGCAUCUUUAAGUUAUCUUAUCCUUAGCAAUUCACAGUAGUAUGUGCAUAGAUUUUCAUACCGCCCCCCCAAUGGUGAUCAAAUCUACAACCCUGGUGCCAUGCUCUUAACUGAGCUUAGCUGAGCUGCCUACACAAGACCACUUGUCAGUUUAACACAGAGAUAACAUGUUCUGUAAAGUCAUCUUCCUUUAGGUCAUGUGCCAUACACUUAUCUUGCUAUUUAAAGAAAAGGAUGACUAAUGGCGAGACAAAACCAGCUGCCACUCAUACUAAAAGCUGUGUUGACAUAAUGAUUUUGGAUGCAGCAGUCCAUACAUUUAACCUUGUCAGACUGCUUUUACAUAUUGAUUCUCGAUAAGAUGUAUUAGGGAAUUUUCCAAUAUCUUUUGCAUUAUUUUAUGCUUUAAUAAAAAUGCUGAACACAA